AUGUCGGACGUCCCAGGUCCCUCGAAAUAUUCUGAAGUAGACAUGGAAGAAAAUGAGGAAGAAGACGGAAACACUCCCAACAACACUCCAAGCAUGGACGCUUUUGGAGAAGAGGUCGCAAACCCAAUUCAGGAUCUGAUCGAUAAGCUCAACGAAGAGCUCGAACAGCUUCGCAAAGACGCAAAAGAAAAGGAAGUAAAUGGCGGCGAAGAAAGCCAGGGAAAACCUCAACAGAAUAGAGCAGCAACUCAAAUCCUUACUUCACGAGCCGAGGACCCAACCAACGGAAAACCGAGUGCAGGAGCCCACGCCACAACCACAACAGAGGGCGGCAGUGCAAGAACAAGCGACGGAUUCGCAAUCGAAGUUUCAACUUGUGGAAAAAGGCAAGUGCAAAUUUGCUUGUGGAUCCUCCACCCAUACGUACGCUACGGAUUGCGAUGUGUACGCAACCAUCAGCGACCGCAGGGAGAGGAUGAGGCAAAUGCACCUCUGCAUACGCUGUUUCCAACAGCACAUGUCAAAUGA
Messenger RNA from Cylicocyclus nassatus, 528 nucleotides. The record is from the annotation of a GenBank genome assembly. NCBI's taxonomy places the organism in Eukaryota, Metazoa, Nematoda, Chromadorea, Rhabditida, Strongylidae.